GCGACACUUGCAACAACGGACCGGUCGAAAAGUGCACACAAUGCUGUCGCUACCACUGAUUACCCCGCGGGCGGACGCCAGCCUUUGGCCCUCCCACCGCGCAACCAAUCCGUUCCCUUCAGACGAUCUCUCAACAUCCCCUCCCAACGUUUCAGCCCAACAACAAGCCCAACAACGGCGCCCCGCCCACCGAACUUCGACCUUGCUUGCAGCCCUUACCCACGACGAGAAUCUCUUCGAUCAGCGCAAAGUAAAUGUGCAGCGCUUCGGCGCUGGCUGGAUUCGACCCCCAGGCGUUGCAAAAACGUUACAAGCGAUUACAGAUGAGGAGCUCGAGAAGCAGGAGCAGGAGCUCAUGGCCCGCCGUGAGCGAGUAAUGCUGGAUCUUGCUGCGGCCCAGCAAGAGGCCGCGAACGCAGAAGAGAGACAGGAGAGGGACGAAAUGGAAGAGAAUGGCGAGAUAGAGGAGGAAAGGGACUUGGACGAUGACGUACCUGAGGCUGAAGCGAGCGCGAGCGACAUUUCCGCGAGUGAUGUUUCGAGUGAUGAAGAGGGGAGCGCAUCCGAUACCGAAGAUGGCGGGCGAGAGCAGGAGAGCAUGCUAUUCAACGAGGACUCGUUCAUUGAAGGCAGUAUGGUCGAGGCAGAGGUUAGUGCUAUGCUAGAGCAGGAAGACGCGGAGAUGGCUGGCGUGCUACAGGAUGAACGUGAUCUAGACGACGACAUCCCGGAAGCGGGGAGCUAUGAACAUACCGACUCUGAAUUGGAGGAGUCGAGCGACGACGACGCUGCUAGUCGACCACCUGGAUUUAGCUCGGUAAGGACAACACGUUCAAUGAGAAUGAGUUCUGGGCUUCAGAGCGCGAGACGCAGCUCUGUCAGACGUAGUUCUGGGCGACGCAGCUCUGGGCUUCCAAGCACAGCCGGCGCUCGGCAAAGCGUGAACCUCGGCCAAAGCGUAAUGCGUGGCAUCGAUCUUGGUCCAAGUCUCGGUCAUGGGCGCAGUAGCUUCGGUAUAGAUGGUAGUAGCUCCAUCCUUGAGAACAGCUCGUUUCUCAGGAGCUCGCCUGCCGCCUCAAGAACAAACUUGAGAGAUCAGUUCCUCAGAGCCGCAAGAGGUGGCCGCAGAGGCUGAGACGGCAGAUGACAUGGCACGACUGAACGAAGAUAUGAUGCAUUGCAUAAUACCCGGUUGGGUUUGGUAUACCCAGCCACUUCCACCUAUAAGCGCGGAGUUUGUUAGCACAUCUAAGCAAUUAAACAUUUCUACUUCUAGAAUAAA
Messenger RNA from Boeremia exigua, 1282 nucleotides. RefSeq lists its product as uncharacterized. The coding region runs from base 41 to 1135 and encodes 364 amino acids. Gene Ontology annotation, cellular component: anaphase-promoting complex. Gene Ontology annotation, biological process: anaphase-promoting complex-dependent catabolic process. Lineage: Eukaryota; Fungi; Ascomycota; Dothideomycetes; Pleosporales; Didymellaceae. The record is from RefSeq and is a predicted model, not a curated record. The transcript is spliced from 2 exons.